Molecule: messenger RNA, 840 nt
Organism: Sphenostylis stenocarpa
Lineage: Eukaryota; Viridiplantae; Streptophyta; Magnoliopsida; Fabales; Fabaceae
Source: the annotation of a GenBank genome assembly
AUGGGAAGAAAAGUCCCUAAUGAAAAUAACACCACAUUGAUAGAUCCAUUUCUUUAUGUUGCAUUUUGCAUGGUAGGAUUGGCCACAAGCAUUACUAUAAUCACAGCUUUGUGCAUUGUGCGAUUUCGAAGAAAAUCAUCUCCACCUUCCGCAAUGUCUAACCAUGACUCACAUGAAGUUUUGAAUGUUUUGAAUGAAUCUACUAUUCCACCAACAACCACCUUAAACCAUGAACAUCCUAGUACCUCAGAGGGAUCAAUAAUGCAGAACACAAGACAAACACAAAACAGUGACACAUUGGUAAAGGAGUUACCUCUUCCCCCAGCAUUGCAGCAACACCCUAACGUGGAGCCCAGAUUUGUGAAAAGCGCAAGAUCUGAACGUAGGUUGUCUUUUAAUUUGAGCAAGAAGAAUCCAAGGAGUUUAUCAGUGACAAGAAAUUGGGAUCAAAAGGGGGGCAAAGGUGGUGGAGGGCUGAAAGGGUCAUGGAAAACUGAUGAAUCUGUGUGGAUGAAGACAAAAGAGAAGUUGAAAGCAGAUGAGUCUGUGUGGAUGAAGACAAAAGGGAAGUUGAAAAGAGAUGAUUCUGUGUGGAUGAAAACAAUUAUACUUGGGGGAAAGUGUGUUCCUGAUGAAGAAGGUGAUGUUGUCAUCUACGAGGACAAAGGGAAGAAAAUCUCAGCAUACCAUCCUAGAAAGCCUUCCUCUAUCUCACUUUCUAGACAAGGUUCUUACAUUAGUGCUGAAAAUCAUGAUGCCCUCUCUGUACACCGAUCCCCUGAAGAAAGAAUCAUUAACACAUUCUUCUGUUUUGUGAAUGCCACAUUUGACCUUCAUUAA